This is a messenger RNA of Phytophthora nicotianae INRA-310, 555 nucleotides long. RefSeq lists its product as hypothetical. Bases 1 to 555 code for a protein of 184 amino acids. The transcript is spliced from 2 exons. Lineage: Eukaryota; Oomycota; Peronosporomycetes; Peronosporales; Peronosporaceae. The record is from RefSeq and is a predicted model, not a curated record.
AUGACAAUGACAAUCCCGGAUCCUUCGCGGGACCUUGCUGGUGUACGGGCUUCGUUGAGUGCGCUGCAGCAGACCAUCGAUCAGACUGAGGCUCUGCGCCGCGAUUUUUUGGCUACGCGACGUCGCGCGGAGGACCUGAUUGGUCAGCUCGCUGACGCGGCCAAUGCUGCGUCGCCAUACGUGCUCUUUUUUCCAGCACAAGUACGAAGUGGUACAUCACCAGCUGGAAUCUACUCGAACGGAGAUCGUCGAGUGCCUGAAUGCACUGCAGGAGUGUCUCGACAACUCCCGCGAGCUCGAAGCUUGCCUCUUCGGUAUCAUGAUUUGCAGCUCCGCUACAACGAAGCCGUGUCUGAGUUCCAAGAUCGGAUCUCCACUUUGGAGGCACAGCUGGCUGCCGCCUCUUCUUUUGGCGUGAUCGUCCCACCCGAUACUGCUCGCCGCCUAGCAAAUCUGGCGUCCCAGCUCGCGCGGUCCCACUCUGACUUGCAGGUCGCGCGUGAUCGCCAGUGUAAUGGGCUUGCUACGUGCCCACUACUUCGGCUUACACGUUAG